GUUCGUUGAAAAGAACCGAAGGGAGUUGGGCUAUUCUCUAUUAGCAAUAUUGUGUUGUAUUUCUUCCUAGUUACGGCUCCGUAACUUUGUACUUGGAUUAUGUAGAACACUGGAUAAGGUGCGCAUUUUUGCAUUGGUUCGAUGAGUGGUUUAGCCACAAAAGGGAAAAGGCUAACUGUGUGUGCGUAAUUUUUUUAUCGCCAUUUGUGACUUCGCUUCACCGAUCGAUGCUAUAACUACAGAGAUCGUUAGCUCCUGGUAGUAAGUGACAUCUUCGCAAAUGGAUAAAUUUGAAAAAUUGGGAAAGAUCGGCGAGGGAUCAUAUGGCGUUGUGUUUAAAUGCAGAAAUAAAGAAACAGGGGAAAUUGUUGCCAUCAAGAAGUUUGUGGAAUCGGAAGACGAUCCGCUGAUAAAGAAGAUUGCAAUGAGGGAAGUUCGCAUGUUGAAGACACUUAAACACCACAAUCUAGUAAACCUGCGGGAUGUUUUCAGAAGAAAACACAAGAUUCAUAUGGUGUUUGAAUAUUGUGAUCACACAGUUCUAAAUGAGUUAGAAGCUCAUCCAAGAGGUGUUGAUGAAAAGCUUGUCAAAAGGAUCACUUAUCAGACACUUCAAGCUGUCAGCUUUUGUCAUUCACACAAUUGUAUUCACAGAGAUGUUAAACCAGAAAAUAUUCUCAUAACAAAAGAUGGGGUUAUAAAGCUGUGUGACUUUGGAUUUGCCAGAAUGUUAACUAAAAAUGAUGAAUAUACAGACUAUGUUGCUACACGUUGGUACCGUGCUCCAGAGCUUCUGGUUGGUGAUGUUUAUUACAGCUUUCCAGUGGAUGUGUGGGCUAUUGGAUGUGUGUUUGCAGAGCUCAUUACCGGUCAGCCAUUAUGGCCUGGGAGAUCUGAUCUAGAUCAGUUGUACUUGAUCAGAAAGACACUAGGUGAUCUAACCGAGAAUCAAAAGAAGAUUUUCAAAGCAAAUCAGUUUUAUCGUGGAUUAGCAAUUCCAGAACCUCAAGAAACGGAUCCGUUAGAGUCUAAAUUUAAACAACCUCAAGCUUUGAGUUUUAUGAAGUGUUGUUUUGCAAUGGAACCGAGCCUCAGAUAUUCCUGCGACGAACUCCAGAAGCACGAAUAUUUCAACGAUUACGAACCAAUGAAGGCGCCUCCUCCGGUCAAAACGAGAAAAACGCGGCCUCGAAAUAAACCUCAGCUGGAUAAUGACCCGCCAUCACAUCACUUACCCCAACUCGCUACUGACUCGCCCGCGCCAGACAGAACAGACAAAGGCAAAGACAAAACGAAACUGAGCAAGUUGGACCACCUUCCUUCCAUCUAGCCAUCACAUUUUUUAACAGUAAUAUCAAUUAUUAUUAAUGAUAAUAAAUAGUAAUGUAUUCAUAGUGUAUGUGUAGCAUACACUCAGGGUUUUUCGGGGCGUUUUUUAGCGGGGGAGGAGGGGGAAUGUAUCGAUGCAUAUGUUCCUCUUUGUUAACAAAAUAAAGGGGAGGGGGGAAAAUAGGUAAUUUACUGUAAUAACAUAAACUAGGAUUUUCUCGUGAACCCUUAAAACAAUUUCGGUAAAGUUUCCGCCGUUCAUGUUGACGUCACGGAACGCUCUCUAAAGUAGACGCUUCUUUUCAGUGUUGCGCGACAUCCUAAGGAACCGCUGUACAGGAGACUAAUUGCUUACUCAAAGGCAAUUUCUGAACGCAGUAUUUGCGCUAAUAUGUUACAUCUAAAAUCAUCGCUACUUUUACUUGCUUCGCAGAUAUUAAGCUAUGGAAAUGACAUGCACACUGCAAAAUAUGUACGCGCGGUCGUUAAUUGCAAUUAAUAACGAAAUAUUUGAUGCUAUCAAGUCUUUUUCUCUGUAUUUAUAGCUAUGUUAAAUUAUUGGUAAGGGGUUUGUAACUAGGAUAAUGCCACCAAUGUGGUGCAGUUUAUCUAAAUUUUUGGGUAAGGAUCUGUACAAUGUAAGGGGUUGAACCUUAGGUCCAAUUUUCUGACUAUGUAUUUUCUUCCGAAUUUUUGUGAAAAACAGGCUCAGUUCUGUUUUUUGGUUUUUUUUUGGUGGUUUAUAGCCUUAAUUGAAUAUUAGCUCAAUUCUGAAUACUUCCUGUUAGCUGAAACAUUUCAUAUGGAGCCGACAUGGAGAAUUUAACUUGUCAAGAGUUUCUCUGGUUUAAUCUCAUGAAAUAAAUGCUGGAUUCAGUAAUGAUACUGUAAGGAGAAAGUAGACGCCAAUCAGUCCUAUGGGUUAAAGGUUUUACAAGGAAUUUUUCAAAGGGGAAGAGGGUCACAGUUAUGAAUUCUAUGAGCUUAUCACGUGAUGUGACUCAUAUCAACCUCGUGUAUUAACGGGCUCGUAUCCACCUAGUCAGAAGGACUGGCCAAUAGAAUAACUAGCAUUAGUAUAUACCACACAAGUGAAAAGUGCUUUUUGCGCACGCUGAUGAGCUAGUUCGGAGGUAAAUAGCAAGUAGUAUUCUCUUCCGAGCAGCCAAUGAGACAAAACCGCGCGUCAAAAGAUUAAUAAACGACCAUUCUACGGAAUUUUGGAAAAAAUAAACCCUUUUUUUUUUUUUUUAAAUAUCUGUGUGGUAUAUAUUUAAAACAGUUAUCUACCUCUACGUCGGUAAAUAAAUGUUGACUAAGACACAAUUCAACCGUAACGGUUUUUCGAAUUUGCGCGUUUUUAAUGUCAAAUUAUGAAAGGAACAAUCAACGAGAACGGGGGAGA
Molecule: messenger RNA, 2734 nt
Organism: Pocillopora verrucosa
Lineage: Eukaryota; Metazoa; Cnidaria; Anthozoa; Scleractinia; Pocilloporidae
Product: cyclin-dependent kinase-like 4
Biological process (GO): protein phosphorylation
Cellular component (GO): nucleus
Molecular function (GO): protein serine/threonine kinase activity; ATP binding
Source: RefSeq, a predicted model, not a curated record